Messenger RNA from Eleginops maclovinus (Patagonian blennie), 1982 nucleotides. It is a transcript of the gene c16h16orf89, whose product is annotated as chromosome 16 C16orf89 homolog. Gene Ontology annotation, cellular component: cytosol; membrane. Bases 6 to 1262 code for a protein of 418 amino acids. The record is from RefSeq and is a predicted model, not a curated record. The transcript has 8 exons. Lineage: Eukaryota; Metazoa; Chordata; Actinopteri; Perciformes; Eleginopidae.
ACUUUAUGGAAGUAAAGUGUACCAUAAAGUAUGAAGUCAAGUUUGUUUUCGCAAUUACGUCACAGUCUCCUCUCCCUCCCUAUGAGAAGAGAGACAGCCUGUCCUCCCUCCUCUCCCCUCCCCUCCCUCCUCGUCUCUCCUACCUAUUUACCGUCCCGGAGCCUUCACACGGGGACUGUCUGACCGAGAACAUGCAGGCUGCGUGGCAUCAUCUGGCCGCAGUGCUGGUUCUGUUUGCCGCAGUGUCCGGAGGGUCGCAGGCCGAGGUGAUCGAUGACAUCCUGGGCAGCCUCUCGCGGGGAGCCACCUUCCUGGAGAGUCAACACGAGCACAUCAACCUGGACGGAGUGGUCGGGUUCCUCAUGCUGCAGGCUGAGCUGAAGGAGGCGGUGCGGACGUGGCCCCACAGCGACCCGGUCAGCUGGGCCCAGAGGACCUCCGCCGUGGUUCUGGUCAAACGUCUGGACCGGAGCUUUGAGAAGGCUGUCACCGCCCUGCAGCAGAACGACCCCAAGUACUACAGAGAGUUUGAGCCCCUGCUGUCGUCGAGCUUCUAUCUGAUCCCUCAAGAGUGGCAAUCCACGGACACCAGCCUCGUGUAUCCCUCCACCAUGAGCACCGAGUGCUACGACGAGCAGCUCAGCGACAAAUGUCUCACGCUGCUGCUGGGAACCUGGAAGAUGAAUGGGACGCCCUGCAUCGUCACCAAACCCUGCCGGGACACCAUGACACGUUUCGGCUGCCCACACUACUCUCUGUCCCACCAGCUGCUCUACUUCAUGAUCGGAAAAAUGAGAGGCUGCACCAACCUGCUGAAAGGAGACACCAGAGAGACCCGCGCUAACAUGACGGAGGGCAGCUAUCAGAAGAUCUUCUGCUCCAACAUGAUGAAGACCAACCAGGACAUCUUUCAGGACGGGCUUACCGAGCAGACGGUCGACAUCUUCAUUGAAAAUAUCGUCAUUUGUGGAUUGGCUGGUUUCUCCGACUUCUACAAAGCUGAUUGGCUGCAGCACAUCCUCCGGCUGCAGGACGAGGAAGCGGGCUGCUUUGGGAGAGACAAGAGCAUCAUCUCUCAGAUCAUCGGAGAUGAGCUGCUGGAGCAGCUGCAGCUGCAGCCUCACCGGAGAGUGAAGAGGAGGGAGAAGAUACUUCCAGAUGGCUGCUCCAGUCACAUGACAGCGGUGGCGGUGGGCGCUCUGGGUGGAUACCUGAACUACUACCUGGCAGAACAGGACAUAACCAAGAGGCCAAUCUCCUGAACGCCCCCUCCCCGAACCACCCUCACGGGGUUGCUAAACACGAUCUAAAAGUCAUCAGGUAGAGAUGCUCUUCAUGGCGAAACUCCCGACACAACUUGUUGCUUAAUGAACAUAGGUUGUAAGAUGAUGAAACUAGAAUGUGUUUGUUUGGCACCAGACUAAAUGUAUUUAUUGAUUAUAAUGAUCUAUAAAGCUUAUUCAUCCCAAUGUGUCUUUUAAAAGUAGCGAUGCUCCCAUUAAGCAGGAAACCAUAUGAAGUCGCAUUUACUCUUUAAGGUAGCUUGAGUCGUUUUUGUCUGCAGAACCAUGCAGUGUCUUUAGGUUGUUUUUUCUGUCUGUGAUGCAAAAAGGUAGCUAAAGAUUUAACGUUUUAUUUCUAAAUGAAAUCAGGAUACCAGCAUGUCAGAUUUAGCUUUUUGCCACACGGCUUCUUAAACAGUUUCAUGUGUUAUGGUCGAAUGUAUAGUGACCAGUGCUGGAAAGUACUUUUUGACGUACUUCUAUUUUACUUAAGCAUUUCCAUUUUCUGCUACUUCAUUAUUAUUUAUUUAUAUUCCACUCUAAAUAUUGUAGUUUUUACUCCAUUACAUUUGUGUGAUAGCUUUAGAAGAUUCAAAUCAUUUAUCAUGUAUUAUUUUAGGUUAAGAUAAUCCGUAUUGAUCCCUUGGUAUAAUACAAGAAUUACCCAUCAAAAUAAACUCUACAUAUAUACAAAAUGCA